This is a messenger RNA of Cylicocyclus nassatus, 568 nucleotides long. Lineage: Eukaryota; Metazoa; Nematoda; Chromadorea; Rhabditida; Strongylidae. The record is from the annotation of a GenBank genome assembly.
GAUUACUGGUUCACUAGUUCGAAGAAAUAAAAUUUGAUCGUAAGCGUAGAAGUUUUAUUUUGAUCUGUACACGAACAAAUCCGUCCUCGUCAAUUUUUAACUCUACGAUUCUCAUGAAUACAUAACGACUGGACACAUAGCAGAAGUCCGUAGGUCGUUGCAAUGGCACAUCUUCUUGCAUUACUCAUAGCUACAACUGCUUUCAUCUCUCUGGAGGCCGCACCAGCCAAAGUCAAUGUUGUUGCUACAGUGGUAACCGACUUCAAAUAUAAUGAUAGGACCGCAAAUGAAGCCACAAAGAACAUGAUCUUCAAAAAACUCUCCGAAGCUGCAAAUAGGAAUGGCCCUUCUAUGCUUAAAGUAGUCAAACUGGAAUUGAAAAACGUAGACGGAAACCUUGCAGCUAUUUACACCGUGACUGCCCCCAAUUGCGAAGAGGUCAGUAGAGACGCAGGUGAAUUUAUGAAAUAUUUCAAACCAGUGACAUAUAUCAAGUACAAAUGCGGAGGCGAGCAUGAGUUGCUGCGCCAUGGAAGCUCUUAGAAACAAUCUUAUUGAUUUGAGAUCA